GAAGCCCUAAUUUUCACCCAAUUGUGCUUUGCCAUAUUUCUCUAUCAUCCAAUAAGAUUUUGACACACCUAGGUUACAAGGCUGUCUUGGAAGCCCUAAAUCUUUGCUUAUUAGAAGCAAUAUGUAACACAUGCAUUGGGUCCAAUGACAUAUGUAUUUCUCUUUUCCCAAAUUUUUUUUAUUUGUAAUGUUUUUUUCUCUCUCUUCUCUCCCUCUCUCUCUCGUACGCUCUUCUCUCCCUCCUCUCUGCCUCAUCUCAUCCAUCACCGUAACAUCCACCACAACCCCCCCCACCACCUACAAAUCAAUCACUCGUCAGAGGGAGGGAGUGGCCGAGUGUGAGAAGAUUUUCUGGGGAGGGAAGUUCCGGUGAGGAAGAGAGAGUUCCGGCCGUGAUAGAGAGUUCCGGUGGCGUUUCGUGGCGGUGUUUGGCGACGGUGUUUGGCGACGGUGAUGCUUCUUGCUCCUUCGUUCAUCUGGCUCCAUGGAAGAAUAAGGCUCCUUCAGACCUCCACCUUCCUCCAAGCCAGCCAAAUCUGGUGGUGGCAAGCAGAAGAAGACUCAAAUCCAGGUAUAAGUUGUUAUUGCAAACUGAUCAUGCCACAACAACAUCAAAGGAUGACAGAACCUGCCUCUAAUGUGGCAUCUUGCAGUGGAACUGCGAUGGAGAAGUCAUCAAAAGGAUAUUUUAGGAACAUUCAUACAAGUCAUCAGUUUUUACUUUAUCAUUUUAAGAAAAUAUUUAUAUUCUGGAUUCAGUCUAUUAUGCUUCCUAGGAUUUCAGCGUCUAAUUUCGACGUAAAACGUUGUACAGAUAACACUUGCAAUGGCUUCUAUUGUGAUUAUUUCUCUCCAAAUACGGCUUACAAACCAAAGAUGUGGACAGAAGCUUGGACUGGCUGGUUUACCGAGUUUGGAGGUCCGGUACCUCACCGACCUGCUGAAGACUUGGCAUUUUCAAUUGCAAGAUUUAUGCAAAAGGGGGAUCAUUUAUCAAUUACUACAUGGAUUGCUUAGGCAACCGUAAUGGGGUCAUCUGAAGGAUUUACACAGAGCAAUAAAACUCUCCGAACCGGCUUUAGUUUCUGCAGAUCCAACCGUUACACGGAUUGGAAACUAUCAAGAGGUAUGCAUGACUUGUUUGGAUGUCAAUAAACUCAAAGUGGGCAGCAGAUAUGGCUAUAGGACUUGGUACCGGAGUUCCGUGGAUGUCAAUAAACUCAUCUCUCUUUCAAACUGUUUUUCGUUUUUUAUUUAUUUUAAUUUUUGCAGAAAGCAUUCUAAUGAUAAAAUUGAAUAGUUUUGAUUUUUAACGAUUUAUGUUUUGUGGUGUUUGUUUGUUUGUGUUGGACACAGGUAGUUGAAGUUUCAACUUCCAAAACUGGAAAACAUGGACAUGUUAAGUGACACUGACAUCUUCACUGGCUUGUGAUGUAUUCAAGAGUAUUAAUGUGAUGAAUCUUUUGAAUUCAGAUUGCUCUUCUUUCUCGCUUUCUUUUGGCAUACCUUGCGACGUGAAUGAGUGAACAGGGAGCACACACAACAACAGCGGCAGCCUCCGAUGUAGGUAAGGAUUUCAUAUCCAUUCUAACCUUAAUUUGAUUACCUACUAAUCCUUUAUUUAAUGCAUUCCUAAAUGCCCCCCAAAACACAUUUAAUUGAGCUCAUGUCACAUCACUACAUUAGAUAUGCUUUAAGUAUGUAACUAAGUUAAAGAAACACAUUUGUAGAAACAGUCCAAUACUAGAUGUAUCAUUGAGAUAACAAAUUUACUAGACUGGCUCAUAAGUUUUUCUGUUUUAUAGCAAAAAAGGUUUGAAUUUUAGCGCUUGCAAAAGAGAUAACAUUUCUGUCAAACCUGUCAUGAUGGUACAUUAAUCAAAUGAGUUAGUAACAAAAAAUCAAAUAUACUGUCAGCAAACCAAACCAAUAAUGUUUGAUGACAGAAAUCGGUUAGAGCUAAUUUAAUUUAGAUUAGUAGUUUUGUCUUUCUAGCUGAUAUAUGUUAUCAAACAAACAUCAAUAGUGGAAACCAAGGUUUUCAACAACACAAUUCAAAGUAAAUGAAACAAAGAGGUUAGUUUUUGAAAUUUGAAUUUUCUUUAAUUAAUUAUAAUUUUCUUAUUUCAAAAAUCAAAAUUGUUGUAACCGAUUCUUUUGUGCACACAUAACUGAUUUUAUUUUAUAUGUGAUUCUUUUGGCAUGGUAAGUGUCACUUUGUUGGUAUUUCCGCACUCUUUUGUUUAUCCAUAUUUUGAAUCAGUUUCCUGUAGUGAGGUGCAUGCCUCUAAGGAAUUUAUGGUUUAUGUGAGGCAUACCUUCAACACUUUAUUGAAAAUUAUAGAUGUUGAUUUUAAUUUUAUUGUACUCAUGAUUUGUGGCAAUACUUUAGCUUAUGAAAUUGCAUUUUUGAAAUCUCCAUGAAAUUGAGCUAAGUUAUGAGAGUUGGCAGAUAAGUUCAGCCGGUGUAUACUAAGAUCUCCAUGAAAAUUACUUACCAUUUUUAUUUUACCGCAACGCAGAGCACAAAACGAAGGGAUAAUGACGACUCUGCAAUAGAAUCUGACAUCAAAGGUACCUCUUUCUGUUCAAAAAUAUUGAACUCAAUAGCUAGAGUACUACUCUUUUGACUAACCAUUAUUCACUUUUAGAAUUUUCACCUUAAGUCAUAUACUAUUAAUAAUUAUAAUUCAUAAAUUUUCGUCUCUGAUUUAUAAAUGGUGGGUCUGACUAUAAUUGUUGUGAAGGAAAUUUCCUAAUUUUUUAAGAUUUCAUUGUUGUCAUGUGCAUCAUAAAAGUAUUGAGAUUAUUCAUUUGUGUGGUUUUGUCUACAUUUUAGUGACUAAGGAAUAAUGAAUUAGGAUUUAUAUAAAAGUGCUUACAUAUCAUUACCAGAAUUUCACUCAUUCUAUUUUUAGCUGUGCAUUUGACAGCAUGUUGAAGCCAUAUGUGACAAUUUUUGCAUAACUAAUACAUGUGCAGUGCAGAUGGGAUAAAUGCAAUUGUAUCAUGAAAGCAUGCUCACAAAAAUGUGUUAACCAAUAGUGUGCAACUAUUUGGUUGCCAUACUUUUCUUGCUUUCCCAGAAAAGUUACAAGCCUCCUAAAAGACCCUUGACAAACAAGGUUCUCAAAAUCAUAGUUUCUAGCUUGCUUUAAUGUGAGAGAUUUGUAGUAGAUAGUAUUUUUGGGAGUUGCUAGAUGGAUUUCAAGAUGAUUCCUAUGAAGUUAGUAACUUAAGAGUUUGAAGAAAAAUUUGUAAAAUCUAAGGAAAGAGUUUCUUUUGUGGUGUCCUUGCAUGUUAUAAGGAAGAUUGACAUGUUAUAACUUAUAACUUAUGAUUCCUAUCUCUAUCAUUUUGUUUUCCAUGUGUUAUUUUUGGACAUUUAUUUUGUGAUUAACAUCAUCCAUGAUUGAAAUAUAUUUGGCGUUAUGGUGAUGUAUUUUAUUUUAGUCA
Messenger RNA from Trifolium pratense (red clover), 3456 nucleotides. RefSeq lists its product as uncharacterized. The coding region runs from base 454 to 1017 and encodes 187 amino acids. NCBI's taxonomy places the organism in Eukaryota, Viridiplantae, Streptophyta, Magnoliopsida, Fabales, Fabaceae. The record is from RefSeq and is a predicted model, not a curated record. Gene Ontology annotation, molecular function: beta-galactosidase activity. Gene Ontology annotation, biological process: carbohydrate metabolic process. Gene Ontology annotation, cellular component: cell wall; vacuole. The transcript is spliced from 8 exons.